Molecule: messenger RNA, 241 nt
Organism: Aspergillus costaricaensis CBS 115574
Lineage: Eukaryota; Fungi; Ascomycota; Eurotiomycetes; Eurotiales; Aspergillaceae
Exons: 1
Coding region: 8-217 (69 amino acids)
Source: RefSeq, a predicted model, not a curated record
CUUGACGAUGGCCACCCACCGCGACUUGCUCGCUAUUCCUCUUUCGGGUAAGCCGGCAUCACGUGGAACCCGGAAUAAUAUUCUUGCGCGUGGGCUGCUUUUAUUAUUUUCGGUCGCGAUUUGGUUUUUCUUCUUCCUUCUCUUCAGCAUUCGCCUCUCCAUGGCUCAACACUCCUGCCAGGCUGCUUUUCUGACUUUUCCCAGAAUUGCAAUUUGAUCCUGUGCCUCUGCAAUCUUCUUG